GUUAAUAUACCCAUUUAACUUUAUACAUACACAUAUUCUCAUUAACCGGAAAUGUAAAUGAGAUGACUUGGGUAAGUGGGUAUGGGUAGGUAGCAUGUACAUAUGUAUCCAUGUAUGUUUCCAACACCACUUUCGUAAAUCCACACCCAUGACAUUGAUAAACAAGUUUUUUUGGAGAACUUGCAACAAGUGGGAACUAAAUCUAAGAUUGUCUCAUGAUAGGCAACCACUCACUUAUUCUCUCAUUUGAAAUCGGAAAUUAAGAGUUUAUUGCAAUCUUUGUUUAUGUUAAUCCUUAUAGUGUUAAUAUCUACACUACGAUAAUAGACUGUAAAUCGGAAAAUGCAAUGCUUUGCCAAAUUGGCCUACUUUAUCUUAUCUUGGUGCUAUAGGAUAUGAGACUUGCAACUUUUGUUCACCUGAUUUUUUUUUAACAAUUGGAGAAAGAGAAUUGGACUCUAAACGUAAAACAAUCAUCUGAGUGUAAAAUAAUGUGCUCAGAAAAUUACUCAAAUGAGAAGUCACUCUCAGUCUUAUUCUUUUCCCUAUCGAGCGAUAAUGAUAAUGUUUUUCUUGAUACAAAACUUUCGGUUAUUAUAGGUUAAAAUAGUCAGUUUCUCAACAAAGUUUGUUCAUGGAAUUAAAAUGAGGCCCAAUAAGUAUAUAUUUCGUAAGAUUUCUAGAAUCAUUGUAAUCCUCUUACUAGUAUUUUGUAUCGAAUGUCAGCCACAGUUUCUAAACAGUGUUAUCAAAUUUCCAAAGCCAUCAUCGAGAACUCUGAGAUAUCUUCCGCUCAGAAAUGAUAAAGUUACAGUUUCCGGGACUUCCGCUGGGGGAGCAAUGGCAAUGGCUCUUUAUCUUUCACAUUCUAAACUUUUUUCUGGAGUAGCAAUUUUCUCUGGAGUGUUAUAUCGCUGCGUUGAGGGAAAUCGUGAAAGUUUUUCGGGAAUAUUGGGAUGUGUAAACGGACUCACAAACUUGACCACAGUAACGGAUUUAGCGGAGGAUUUGGUUGCGGACAGGUUGAUUGACAAGCUCAAAUAUUUAAAAUUUAAUCGACAUUACGUUGAACACGGGUAUAAUGAUGAGAAAUUUUCAUUCAACAAUGGACGUCAAAUAGCUCAAUUUUUUGGAGAAUAUAGUCCAAACGUCCGGUAUCAAGAAACUUCAGGGAUUCAUGGAAUUGCAACGGAUAACUGCGGGUUUACUUGCGGGUCACGCCUAUAUCUGAAUAGUGGGUGCUUGAAUUGCGGACGAUCCGCUGUUUAUCAGGGGUUGAGUUAUAUCCGCAAGAGGAGGCUUUUAAGAACUGAAUCCAAAAUUGCGACAUGUUAUCAAGGAAAAGGAGUUCCCGGAUUGUACAAAUUCGACCAGACAGAAUUUCUUCCAAAAAAUGCAUUGGGUGGUACAAACGUUCCGAUGGAGAGAUACGGGUUUAUUUACAUUCCGCCAAGAUGCGAAGCAGAUUCUCAGCUAUGCACUCUUCACAUUGCUUUCCAUGAUUGUUCGACAAUGCAAAUUUUUGGAGGCAUCCCAUGGCAUAUUACGUGUAGCGGCUAUCUAGAAAUUGCGGCGGCGAAUAACAUUAUCAUCGUCUUCCCACAAGCUGCGAUUCAAUACUCAGAUCCAUAUUCGUAUCUUGGAUGUUGGGAUUUUGUUGGAUAUACUGGAGAACUUUACGGUACAAAACGAGGUUCUCAAGUUCGAGCAGUGUAUAACAUGGUUCAACGAAUGAUGACUGCCCCACGACCUGAUUUCGAUUACUACGAUUAUUAAUACUUAAUUAUAUUGUACGAAAUGUGUGUCUUAGUUAACUAGCAGACAUGCGGUACUCCAACGACUUUGUAUUUUAUUUAAUAUUUAAUAUUUAUUACUUGUAAUUUAAACAACGUUAUGAAAAUAUAUGCAUAGUCUUUAUUAAGAGAAAAGUCUUGUAACCCCAGUAUAAGUUGUGCUACAUUACAUGCAUAUAUAUUAAUCAAUAAAUCCACAUCCACAAUUAUGACGCAUAUUUCACCCAUUAUUAUGCUUCAUUAAUUUUGAAAUCCAUACGUUUUUGAAUUUGUAUAGUUAAAACAAUGGGCAAACUUGUAUCACGUUCAUAGAAAAUACAUACUUAUGACAAUACACACAUACAUAACUCAAUUAUGUACACUCAAUGUAUAAGAAGUAUGAUGACUUUUAUAUUAGUGUGCAGGCAGAAGUAGAAGUACAAGCAUACAUACAUAUGUACAAGAAUGUUAAUAAUUUAGUUGCGUAAUUUUUUCAACAUGUAGGGAUGAAUUUAUUGUGCCAAGUUUUAUUGUUCUGAAAGUAAUUAUACAUCCCGGAUGGCCUUUAUGUGCCCAUGAUGUCGUGGAUGAGUAUUGAGUACCGCAGACAUACACAAAGCUCAAUGGAUUAUUUGCUAAACAUGAAGGUUGUGCAGCAGUCAAGAAUCAGUAUCACUGUACUGACCUUUCUCAUUCUGUUCUCAAGUUUACUUCUUGACCCAGGUAGCUAGAGUUCCAGGACAAAAAUGUGAUAAGGACAUGGUAGUGAAGUGGCGUAAGAAAAAUUGAAAAAUUCUAGUCUAAAAAUAAGAUUUUCUAGGAUGGAGCAUGCCUGCGGUAGAUCCGGAUGAAAAUUGGGUUUGCGACGCUGCCCACAUAGGCAGAAAGAAACCACUGCCUGGGCAUUGUUACUCCUAUCAACAAUGUCAAUGGAGGGAGCUUACGGAUUAUGACAUGGAAAUAGUUAGUUGUUCUGGUGACAAAAUUUAUGACGAAAGUGUAAACGCAUGCGUCGAUGAAAAAGCAAUCUCCUUCGACUUUGAUAAAAGUAGAUGCGAGAAGAGGAAGCCUAAUAUGUCAUCAGCAAACCACAAUUCUAAAACUCAACAGUCUGGAAGAAGCGUGACAAAUGGAGGAAAGGAGCUGCCACAAGCAAAACAUUCAGCUAAACCUUAUACAAUGGAGGAAAUGAAAAAAUUAUCAGAACAAUCUUCUUCCCAAAUGGAAUCAAUGAAAUUGCUAUGGCACACAAAAUCUAAAUCAUCUACAGGUAUAAUCCAGUCACAAGGAGCUGCAACCGAGCGAAAUGAAAACAGUUCCCAGAAGAAACAUGAUAUAAAUGAAGGUUCACCUGCUCUGCCGGAAACGCAUAGUUUACUUGAUAAAGGCGUUACAUUGGAUGCAAAACAACACACAUUAAAUGAGGGUAAUAAAAAGGACGGCCCCAAAGCAGCUACCAUGUCAAAGACCCCUGCAAAAUCUGCUUUUUCGUCGUCUGAAUCCAUGCCAACACUCAAACCUAUCCUUGAAAAUAAUCGAAACCCUUUUGACACUCAACCAGUAAGACCAAAGUCGGAAGCUACAUUUAUUCAAGAGCCUAAUUUUUUUAAACCGUUUAACAACUUUCCUCCGACUGAAAAAUCUUCACGCAGAAUAUUAUUUCAUGAACCUUUUGUUAAACCGUACUAUUUUGCAGCUAAAAAUCGAGUGGGUGUGUGGCCCAAAUGGGAAUAAUAGGCUAAUAAAUAAAUUAUAUUUGCCA
Molecule: messenger RNA, 3534 nt
Organism: Folsomia candida
Lineage: Eukaryota; Metazoa; Arthropoda; Collembola; Entomobryomorpha; Isotomidae
Exons: 12
Coding region: 646-1776 (376 amino acids)
Source: RefSeq, a predicted model, not a curated record